AUGAGUUCUGGAUGUACAAGCGACGAUGACUUUGUGGACUCGUCUGAGUAUGAACACUAUGGUUCGCAGGAUGAAAGUUCUGUUACGGAUUUUGACCAAGUGGACGAAUUUGAAUUCGCAGAUAUGAUGGCCGAAAAGUAUCGCAAAAAGUCAUACGAAAUCGAAUUUUCUGUUCUCUUUCAGGAGGAUAUCACAGCAGCUCAGGUCAACGCCUCGAGCCAUGUGGCUGGCAUGCUCGGGGUCUCAGACAAUCAAGCAGUGGUGCUACUCAGGACAUAUAAAUGGAACAUCGAACGUCUAAUCGAGCAAUAUAUGGAAAACCCGGAGAAGACAUUCGACCAAGCAGGUGUAGUCGUUGAUGCAGCCCAGGCACCAGUCAUGGAUCGGCCGAGCGAAUUUGAAUGUUUGAUCUGCUAUGACAACAGUCCUGGCGGCGAUGCCCUGGGAUUGCAGUGUGGACAUAUCUUUUGUCAGGCCUGCUACGAGCAAUACUUGACUCAAAAGAUCGUCGAUGAAGGCGAAUGCCGGAGAAUUCGAUGCCCCGAGUCGGGCUGUGCCGUUCUUUUGGAUGAGCACACGAUCGGCAAGAUCGUCUCGGUGCCAGUGAUGGAAAAAUAUCGAGUGCUUCAGGAUAGAGAAUAUGUUGCUGAGAUGGACAGUCUUCGAUGGUGUCCAGGCCCCGAUUGCGAGAACGCGGUCGAAUGCCAGCUUCCCCACUCCUCCUUCACAACCAUCGUACCCGCCGUCAAAUGUGCCUGCGGAUAUAAAUUUUGCUUCGGAUGCGGCCAGAACGAUCAUCAGCCAGCGCCUUGUCGUCUGGCCAAGCUGUGGCAGAAAAAGUGCGCAGACGACUCUGAAACGACCCACUGGAUUUUGACUUACACGAAGGAGUGCGGCAAGUGUCAGUCCACGAUCGAAAAGAACGGAGGAUGCAACCAUAUGACUUGCCGCAAGUGUCAAUAUGAAUUUUGCUGGGUCUGCAUGGGGCCAUGGGAGGAGCACGGCUCGAACUGGUACACCUGCAACCGGUUCGAAGAAGUGGAGAGCGCGGAAGCGCGCGAUCAACAAAACAAAUCUCGCGCUACACUAGAGCGAUACCUUCAUUAUUACAAUCGCUUUGCAAACCACGAGCAAUCAGCCAAACUCGAUCAGGAGCUGUACAACCGGGCUGAGAAAAAUAUGGAGGAGAUUCAGCUGACGAGCGCCCUAUCGUGGAUCGAGGCCCAGUUCCUACAGAAGGCUGUGGAUACUUUGACCUCUAGUCGCAUGGUGCUCCGCUGGUCCUAUGCGUUUGCGUACUAUUUAGUUAAGAGCAACAUGACGGAGCUAUUUGAGGAUAAUCAGCGCGAUCUCGAGAUGGCAGUAGAGGCGCUCAGCGAGUUGCUAGAAAAGCCAAUUGAGAAGGAGACAAUUGCAGAGCUGAGGCAACAGAUCAUUGACAAGACAGUCUAUGUUUCCAGCCGCCGGGAGGUAGUGUUGGAGGACACAACAAAAGGCCUUGCGGACGGUCUUUGGGAAUACCAUAUUGACUCUGAUAAGGCGGAAGUACCCGCUCAGGAGCCCGAAGUGGAGCCAGCAACCGCCCAAGCCGAGCAGGUCGAGCAGGUCGAGCAGGUCGAGCAAGCCGAGCAGGCCGAGCAAGCCGAGCAGGCCGAGCAGGUCGAACAAGCUGAGCAAGAGGGACAAAACGAUCAGCCUGAGCGAGUUGCGCGAGUUGCGACCAUUGUGUUGGACAUGACGAACGAUCAACCCAUGCACCCCGGAGUCGAGCAAGUAGUCGAAGACGAGCAAGUAGUCCAAGUCGAGCAAGUAAUCCAAGUCGAGCGAGUGGUCCAAGUCGAGCAAGCGGUCCAAGUCGAGCAAGUCGAACAACCUGAGCAAGCUGAGCAAGUCGAACAACCUGAGCAAGUUGAGCAAGUUGAGCAAGUCGAACAAUAA
This is a messenger RNA of Gamsiella multidivaricata, 1938 nucleotides long. RefSeq lists its product as uncharacterized. Gene Ontology annotation, cellular component: cytoplasm; ubiquitin ligase complex. The record is from RefSeq and is a predicted model, not a curated record. Lineage: Eukaryota; Fungi; Mortierellomycota; Mortierellomycetes; Mortierellales; Mortierellaceae. The transcript is spliced from 5 exons. Gene Ontology annotation, biological process: ubiquitin-dependent protein catabolic process; positive regulation of proteasomal ubiquitin-dependent protein catabolic process; protein polyubiquitination. Bases 1 to 1938 code for a protein of 645 amino acids. Gene Ontology annotation, molecular function: zinc ion binding; ubiquitin conjugating enzyme binding; ubiquitin protein ligase activity.